Molecule: messenger RNA, 1326 nt
Organism: Lutra lutra (Eurasian river otter)
Lineage: Eukaryota; Metazoa; Chordata; Mammalia; Carnivora; Mustelidae
Product: membrane-spanning 4-domains subfamily A member 4A-like
Exons: 8
Coding region: 472-1179 (235 amino acids)
Cellular component (GO): membrane; Golgi apparatus
Source: RefSeq, a predicted model, not a curated record
UGCUACGUGGCGGGGCGGGGGGGCGUGUGCGCAGACUCACUAGGGCUUUUCGGACCACGUGGUCAGACUCGCGUGAGAACUACCGCUUGGUGUCUGGAGAAAUGGCUUCUUCAAGUGUCCGUUUGUGAUGUUGGCCCUUCUGGUGCUUUCGCAGGGUCACUGAUGAAAAGUCGGUCCUUCACCUUCUCUGUCCUCAGAGGAAAAUUGUAGUGCAGAUGCCUUUUAGGAGGUGUAAAUAUUGAAAAAGUUAGCUGAGUCCAUGACUAUACUCUGCCCUUUUUGUUUUUUAAACGUAAGGAGCCAAAGAAGGAAAUGAAUGAAGAGACUAGUUGGCAAGACAUCAGAAUGACUUUUUCAUCCACCUGCUGAGGUGGAUUAUUUUUAAACUGGAGGAAAUCCAAUGGCCUUAUCAAAAGCCCAAAGAGGAAUGUGAAAAAUCUUCCAUUAUUCCAAAGCUCCUUUUCUGCUGCCAUGGCAACCACACAAGGACUAGAAGGGACCACAGGGGCUGGCCCUGAUGUGCACCAGCCAGAGAAGUCUGCGGUUCUAUACCCACAUCAGUGGAAAUGGACGCCAGAGAAGUUCUUGAAGGGGGAACCUAAAGUCCUCGGGGUUGUGCAGAUCCUGAUUGCCCUGAUGAAACUCAGCCUGGGAAUAAUAAACAUUAAUGUCACAUUUCCAUUCAAUGAGUAUCAUUAUUUGUUAGAGCACGAGGUGUACAAAAUUGUGGGGUCGCUGAUGUUUAUCGUUUCAGGGUCCUUGUCAAUUGUAGCAGGGACUAAAACUACAAAAGGCCUAAUCAGAAGUAGCCUGGGGUUAAACAUCUCCAGCUCUGUGUUGGCUGCACUUGGGACCUAUUUCACUGCAAGCCACUUGAAUAGUUUCCGAUACAAUCUCUUUCACUGCGGCACUUUUGAGAAGGCAGAGAACUGCUUCAUGUCCCUGUAUAUUUUCAUGGGUUUGGAUGCUAUCUUGAUCCUGUUAAGUAUGCUAGAGUUCUGCAUUUCUGUGUCCCUCUCUGCCUUUGGAUGCAAAGUAAACUGCUGCCAUCCUGAGGGGGUUAUGUUGAUUAUGCCAUCAAAUCCUCACAUGGCAGAAACUGCAUUUCCUGCACCAUUUUCAGGAGGUUUGAUGCCACCAACAGACCAACAACAAAAUGUUCCAGAAAAUGCAUCCUGACAGUUGUGCAAGAACCCCAUUUGGGAAAGUACCAGAAUCCAACUCUGGUAUAUACACGAUUCAAAGUGAUGUUCUCAUUUUUCCCUGAGAACUCGACAGCUCAUUUUACUGGCUCUUUAUCAACAAUAGCAGAAAUUAAAUAAAUAA